Messenger RNA from Nasonia vitripennis (jewel wasp), 1620 nucleotides. RefSeq names its product zinc finger protein 12-like. The transcript is spliced from 7 exons. NCBI's taxonomy places the organism in Eukaryota, Metazoa, Arthropoda, Insecta, Hymenoptera, Pteromalidae. The record is from RefSeq and is a predicted model, not a curated record. Bases 108 to 1538 code for a protein of 476 amino acids.
CGAAGUUUUCAUUCUAGAAGCAACGACUUGGCUAGUCAGUCAUAUCCUAUAGUGCCUGCGUUAGUUUGAAUAUGUAGUGCAUCACAGUCAAGUUUUCCUUUCGUGAAAUGGAAUCUCCACGUGCGGAAUUUUACGCAUCUUCUGACACUGGUAGGACGAGAAUGAUUGAUGCAGAAGCUCGUUACACGGAUCUCGAUGAAAAUCUCAACGAAGUGGGCAAGGCUGCUCAUGAACAAUACAAUUUUUCACAACAAGAAAUGCAAGAACCUGAAUUUCUCAAUGAUCUGCAAUACUACGUAUGUGAAGAGCAAAUCUUGGAUAACGCCAAGAUUCGAUUUAGCGAUUGCAUUAGCAUUAUGUCUGCUGUCGCUGAAAAGCUCGUUGAAGUUACCCACAGCGUUUGCAGACAAGAUGACUGCCGAUUCGAUAAAGAAAAUCUGCCAACUAUUUAUGAACAAUACAUUACUGCAGACUUGACUGGGCUUAUGACGAUUUCUUGCUCGCAUUGUGGUCUUGACAAUGCCAAAUACGAAAAAUGCCAGGGCGAGUUAGCUUUGCAAUGUUUAACGUGCCGAGAGAAGUUUUUUCACCGUUUUUGGGCGAUCCGGCACAUCAAUUCUUGUGCCAGCAUCAUCAAGCAGCCAAAAUACAUGUGUGAGUUGUGCGAAACGACAUUUGAACGGAUCGAUGAACUAAGAAGACACCUUCAAGACUGUGCAAGUGAUUGUUUUACAAGUCUUCAGUUGGAGAACAACACGCAUUCAGAGGAAGCAUUAGAUAUGCUCAAUUAUUUUGCCAACUCAUCGGAGAUAUUAAGGAAAAGCGUGAGGGAAUAUGGACAUGAACGUUUUUAUGCGCACUUCUGCGUGGAGUGCCGCGAAUCCAUCAUCGAUGAAACAUCGGUCGACGCAGUAGACUGCGAUGAAUGUAAAGUUAGUUGCCUGCUGCAGUGCAACACGUGCAAAUGUCUACACGAGACUUACGAGUCCAUUAUUGAGCAUUUAAAGGGGAGUUAUUGCGGAUAUAAGAUGCAAUUAGCGGUGGACUCGGAUGCUCAACUUCACGAACAGCAAACUUCCAAGCUAGGAACUUUGCAGCGACAAGACGGUAGCCAAAAGCGUACACAGAAGAAGAAGUUGGACAAAAGAAGUAACCAAAAGAAGACGACGAUGCGACCCUUGGUGAAAGUUUGUUGCCGAAGCUGCGUUAUUUUUAAGAUGACCUAUCGCAAUAGCCCGAUUCAGUGCGAGAGCUGUCGGGCGGAUUUAGUUUACGUCUGCGGAAAAUGUGACCUUGACCUUCCGACACUGAAGGCUCUUAAACAUCAUGAAAAACUGCAUUUUGUAGAUGAUGCCUGUGCGUGCGCCCAGUGCGGCAAAGAGUUCGCCCGGGUGAAAAAUUAUAAGAUGCACAAAGACGAUUGCAAACAGAGUCGACCGUCUGGAGAUGUUUCAAUGCCCAAGGAAAGUGACGCAGGUUAUCACACAGACAUCGUACACAAUCAAGGUUCACGUUUGAAUACAUACGUAGAACCUUAAAACGUUUUUUAAUUGUCUUGAUGACUUAAUUUUUUACUGUAUUUAUUUAUUUAUCGUAAAAUAAAAAUUUUUAACCGCUAAA